CACGUUGUUGGUUUGUGUGGGCGGAUUCUGCACCCGUGCGAGGUCUCAUGGUUGCGUUCAUAUAGAUCACUGGCUUCGCAUACACUUCCAUUCCCUGAGAUCUUUCUGGUGUCAAAGUAUACAAUUCAGCUGUGCUGCUUCUUGUCAGAAUGGCAGCAGCUGUGUGCCAUAAUUCGGCAAACCUUGGCGAAGAAUCGGUUCUGAACGGGGUGGAAGUUCGCAACAUAGAUGAAAGCAUUGGUAAGGGCCUGUUUGCGACGCGCGACUUCAAAUCCGGUGAUGUGAUCUUCGAGGAGCGCCCUCUCGUCUGUUGCCAGUUCCUUUGGAAUGCCGCAUACGGCUACCUGGCCUGUGACUUUUGCAUGAGACCGCUGGAGACGGCCGAGGAGAACGCCCGCCGGCUGACAGGCAACAACGCCCUCACACUGCCGCACCCUGAGUGCUGCGGCACCAAGAAGGAAUUCGUCGUCGAGUGCCCCACGUGCGACGCCAGCUACUGCUGCGAGGCAUGUCGCGACGCCGCCUGGAGCCAGUACCACAAGACGCUGUGCACGCGCUCCUUUACCAGAGACGCCUCUCACCCGCUGGUCAUUCUCCAGGAGACGUGGAAGAAGAUGCACUACCCACCGGAGACGGCGUGCAUUAUGCUGGUGGCCCGCAUGCUGGCCACGGUACGGCAAGCGGCCGACACGGAGGGUGCCGUUAACCUCUUCAUGCAGUUCUGCCACCGCACAGUGAACGAGGAGGAGGAGAUAGCGCACAAGAUGCUGGGCGUGCAGUUUUCCGACCAGCUGGAAACUCUGCGGAAGCUCAUGUCGGACGCGCUGUACACGCCGGACGUCCACCAGUGGCUAACCCCGGCCGGGUUUCGGAGCCUGAUUGCCCUAGUCGGGACGAACGGUCAGGGUGUGGGUACUAGCGCCAUCUCUGUUUGGGUUCGGAACUGCACCAGUCUUGAUCUGCCGCCUGAGGAGCAAGACAAACUGGACGAGGUCAUCAACCAGCUGUAUGAGGACCUUGAAAAAGAGGCCGGCUGCUUCCUGAACAACGAGGGCUCGGCGUUGUACCCGCUGCAGUCGUCAUGCAACCACAGCUGCACGCCGAAUGCCAUGCCGGGCUUCCCGUGCGACAACUUCCACCUGGUCAUGUCGGCCACGCAGGACAUCGCGGCCGGCGAGCAGAUCUGUGUCAGCUACCUGGACGAGUGUGCGCUCGAGCGGAGCCGGCACAGCCGCAGCAAGAUACUCAGGGGAAACUACCUGUUCAACUGCCAGUGCGGCCGGUGUCAGGCGGAGGCGGACCAGCCGGACGUCACCAGCGAGGAGGAGAUGGACGAAGAGGAUGAGGACGGGGAGGAGGGGCAGGACGGUCAGGCCUGCUGACGGCACCGGCCCCGCGGCCACUGCCACCAGGGCCGCACGCGGGGUGCCCGCUGACGCCACACGCGGCGCGGCGCCGACGGACCGCCGCGCGCCCACGACGGCCCGCGCACUAGACCCCGCGCUCACGGCGCUAGCGACCCGUGCUGUGGCCGGUGUUGGCAGGGCCACUCCGUGCUACGGCCGGUGUCGGCAGGGCCACUCUGUGCUGCGGCCGACGUCGGCAGGGCCACUCCGUGCUGCGUCCGAUGUUGGCAGGGCCACUCUGUGCUGUGGCCGAUGUCGGCAGGGCCACUCGGUGCUGUGGCCGAUGUCGGCAGGGCCACUCCGUGCUACGGCCGGUGUCGGCAGGGCCACUCUGUGCUGCGACCAGUAUCGGCAAGACCACUCCGUGUCCUAGCUGGUGAUGCCGAACACAUUGUGAUGCGCAACAGCUCUCGGCUGCGGUGAGGUAUGGAGCUCGGGACGCUCAGGCGUGACGUGGACCAGUGGGACGCACCUGUUCAGGUGGCUGCGGUCGUUUGGCUCGGAGUCUGGUGGCAGGUUAAGUCGCGACCGAACUGUUUUGGGAGACGUGAUUGCGCAAUAUGUGAGCGCCGCUUCUAUCUGUGGAUGUUUUUAACAUUGUUAGAACGGUUAAACCUCGCUUGCUGUACCGUGGCCGUGUGUGGCGCAAUGUGGGUGUACGUUUGUCACCGAUCGGCGCGAUCUGCUUGCUUGUUGCCGUGCAUCACGUAUUCAUCGCGUCGCCGCCUGACACAGUGUGGAAACGGGGGCUCGUAGUGCCGUGUCCCUUUUGCUACCGCUGCUCGUUUACGUCGGGCGUCUCGCAGACUUGGGUUGUGCGUGACUUGGCAAU
Molecule: messenger RNA, 2238 nt
Organism: Pollicipes pollicipes
Lineage: Eukaryota; Metazoa; Arthropoda; Thecostraca; Pollicipedomorpha; Pollicipedidae
Product: SET and MYND domain-containing protein 5
Exons: 10
Coding region: 150-1382 (410 amino acids)
Biological process (GO): negative regulation of gene expression, epigenetic
Molecular function (GO): protein binding; histone H4K20 methyltransferase activity
Source: RefSeq, a predicted model, not a curated record